This is a messenger RNA of Sphaerulina musiva SO2202, 3318 nucleotides long. RefSeq lists its product as uncharacterized. The record is from RefSeq and is a predicted model, not a curated record. The transcript has 2 exons. Gene Ontology annotation, biological process: DNA replication; DNA damage response. Gene Ontology annotation, molecular function: double-stranded DNA binding. Gene Ontology annotation, cellular component: nucleus. Bases 131 to 1225 code for a protein of 364 amino acids. Lineage: Eukaryota; Fungi; Ascomycota; Dothideomycetes; Mycosphaerellales; Mycosphaerellaceae.
AACGACCUCAGAACGUCUCCAUCGCCCACCUCGACCCGCCUACAGACACAUCUGUCCCGCUCCCCUCAAAACCCCAGGCAACGAAGCCGCCCAUCCCAGCCCAUCAACCCUCCCCACCACAGCAUCCACCAUGGGACGCGCAGAACCCGGCUCAACCAAAGCCAUCGCGAACAAAUCCAAAAUGGUAGGACUCCAACGCCUGCGAUGGUGGUGCGAGCCGUGUCAAAAACAAUGCCGAGACGAAAACGGCUUCAAACAACACACACUCUCGGAAUCACACAACCGCAACAUGCAAAUCGUGGGCGAAGACGCUCGCGGAUACAUUAACGAAAAAUCACGACAAUUCCAACGAGAUUUUAUUCAAUUGUUGCGUACGGGUCAUGGGGAGAAGAAGAUUUCGUUGAAUCAGUUUUAUAAUGAGUAUAUCAAGGAUAAAGAACAUGUGCAUAUGAAUAGUACCAAAUGGCCGAGUUUGACGGAAUUUGCGAAAUAUUUGGGUAAAGAGGGGAUUUGUCGGGUGGAGGAAGGGGAGAGAGGGUUGGAGGUGGCGUGGAUUGAUGAUAGUGCCGAGGCGAUUCGGAGAAAAGAGGAUAUUCGGAAAAAGGAUCGUUUGGCGAAGGGGGAUGAGAAUAUUGAGUCGAGGUUGCUGGAGCAGCAGAUUCGGAGGGCGAGGGAAGAGGCUGAGAGGAAAGAUGCGGAGCGGAAGAGGAAAGCGGAGGAGGAGAGGGCGGAGCGCGGUGGUGAUCUGGCUGCAGCAGGAGGAGAAGAAGAGAACAAGGUGCUCGAGCCUGUCAAGGUUUCGUUGAGCUUAAAAGGUGCAAAGGGGCUAGAGAAGAAGAAGGAUGUGAGUGGUAUCGAUCAGCAGCCUCUAGAAGGCGUACCUGUAGCAAUCGAGACAUUCUCCACGGCGGAUAUGAAGAUGCAAGGGGAGGACAAGCAAGACAAUAACGAGGAUGGUCAGGCGGAGACAGAUGUGAAACCGGAAGCACCACCAUCACCUCCUCCUCCUGCUGCUGCUGCCAAAGUUUCACUUUCUCUGGCAUCGAAGAAGAAGAAUAUCAAUCCGCUAGCGAAGAAGAAUCCCUUUGCAAAGAAGACAGAUGUAGUACGAGCAGAGCCCGAGAAGAAAAUGAGCAACGCGGAGCGCAUCAUGAAAGAAGAGCUCGAGCGGAAGAGACUCGCAGAGGAGCGUGGGCAUAGUUCAAAACGACAACGUUUCAAUUAGUCAUGGGAUUGAGACAUUUGACAUUAGCGACGGCGCCGGGGCGUUACCCGCAUGUAUACAUUUAAACACGGACACGACGCUGAAUUCAGAGGACCUGUGCAGCUCAUGCCUAUGAUACAUUCACUUCGUGGCCCAUGCCGUGCUGAUCAGCAGACACCUGUUCAACAACACCCCUGGCGAACGUAAUGUUGAGGUGCGUGAUGUGUACUUCAUUUCCAUCCUUCGUGCUUUCCGCAAGCGGUCCCGGCUGCUUCUCUAGACAAGAGUCAUGCUAGGUGACUGAGCCGCAACCGUGACGUUGUAGCGGCGGCUCGUCGAAAAUGCGCUCGACAUGGGCGAAGCAUAGCUGAACGCGCCAGCGGUUGGUGCAAAGGUGAAGCUAGGUGUUGCAAUCGUGCUCGCGCGCGCACUCACCACUGCGCUCACAUCAAACGAUGUGGCAGUGUAUGGCAUGGCUGUGCUGAGUUGGUUGACACGUGCGGCAACAGUCCAGCCCUCAGCGGGGCCGAUGAAGGUGACAUGGGUGUAAAGACCACAUCGACUCGAGGCACCGAACUGGAAUCCAUCGCAAGAGGCAGUACAUUGAGCGGCACAGGCCUCGAAGUCGGCAGCAGUAGUGUAGGCCGAGUGCGCAGCGUCGAAGCGGUUGUCACAGCCGACUACGUACCGGUUCUUCGAACUCGGGUCGACGUAGACGGAAUUGUCUGACGCGGGACAAAUUACCUGUGAUUGGCUCGGGGUGAUUGAUGGGAUUUGUGAUGUCGUAGUGUUGCUGCUAUGUGGAAGACUUCCGAGUCGCGUCGAUGUAGGUCCAGAAUCUGAAGAAGUCUCAGUCGGGUACGGAGCUGGCAGAUAAGUGAUGAGCGUGGUAGGAUGAGUGGUGAUUGAAGUUGGCUCAACAGAGGUCGUACUGGUGGUUAUGGCGUCGUUCGCCUUUCCAUCGACGUCGACAGCGAGAAUCACGUAGGGGAAGUCUCCGGCAGCCGUACCCAACUCGAAACCACGCAGGCAUAGGUUGCAGAGGAGCGAGUCUGGCGACCACAUAGCGGCCAAGCAUGUGACAUCCUGGUCACACCGCUCCAGACAAUGCUCUUGUGUGCCUUCCCCUUGGGGGUCAGUGGUAAGGCAUAUCGCCUCGCGUGCACAAAUGGCCGUGUAGGAUCCGUUCAAUUUAUCGGUAAUUUGAUAGCCAUCACAUUCGUUGCAGCUGACUGCAGAGGGGUUGCAGCCGGAGUUGAUUGGCAAGACAGAAAAGGUAGGACCAACCGUGGUAGCGCUCAGAGAUGUCUGGCUAGUGACCGAACGUGCAGCUGGGGUGGGUGCAGCAGUCUGCAGUGGCAGGAAGGCAGUGAACGACUUGUCGGAGACAGUGACUGGGCCAGCCUUGGCGAGUUCGCAGUUUCGCUCCUCGUUGUACGUAACACCAGUGCAAAAGUCGAGCUUGUCACACUCCUCGAGACAAGCUUCGGGCGACAUCCAAUCCUGAGGCGAGUAGCUGCCGUUGGAGUUGAGCGAAGUAUCGCAGAGAACGCGGUAGGCAUUUCCCUUGCUAUCGAUAGCGACCUGACCAGAGCACUUGGGGCAGAUCUCGUCGCCAUCCAGAUCACACUCGCCACUGGUAGAUGUUGACGAUGCAGAAGUCUUGGUGGUGGUGACUCCUGAAGCGGUGGGAGUCGGAGGAAGACGCGCGAGAUUGGUGUAUCCACUGGAGUAGCUCAAGCCCUUCUGCUGUCCAGCAGCGACGACGCAGGUACCGUUGGGGGUAAAGGUGACUCCCACGCAUUCGUCCAUGUCGUGGCAAGCAUCCAAGCAGGUGCUGGUGGUCACGUCACCGGCGACAGCUUCUUCGUGGACCGCCUCGAUGGCGAAGUCGCAGGUAACAGUCCACAGAUCACCGGUACCAUCUGUAAUGUUGCUGCCAUCGCAGCCGGGGCACAGCACGGAGCCUUCGUGGCAGCUCUGCGGGGCUGCUUGACGGGGCUUGAAGAUGUCGAAGAUGGAAUUGGCGGCGGCCAGCGAAGGGAGUGUGGUAGCCACGAGGGCAGCAGUGAGGGUAGCGAAUGACUUCAUGGUCAGUGGGGUAGUGAGUGAGG